GUGGACCCUUUAUCUUUGCCUUCACGCCAGUGGCUGAAUGCUCUGCUAGUAGAGGAACAACGUGAUCCUCGCCUGGGCGAGUCACACCUGACGAUGGACGGACCAACGUUCAUUGACUCAUUCAGGUAUCUGAAUCCACGCACAAAAGAGUCCUUCACUUGCUGGUCCACUCGAACAGGAGCAAGGGCUACCAAUUAUGGCACGAGAAUUGAUUAUAUACUGGUUGAUAGCCGUCUCGUGGACGGGUUCGACGAAAACUUGUCAUUGAAAGUAGACCACAUGACCGACCUGGAAGGAUCCGACCACUGCCCAAUUCGCGCUCACAUACCGCUCACGCUAACCGCUAAUCCAUCUUACCCAUACCCUUCGUCAUGUUCACGCUUCUGGCCUCAAUGCCAAUCGAAGCAAAUCAACUUAAACCCCUUUGUCGUUCCUAUCACACCAUCCACUGUGAAAGUAUCGGACACAAACGAUAAUACCCAUUUUCCAGAGUCGAGGAAUCCCAUCAAAAAACGUCGCCUGAAACAAGCAACACUUGUUGGUUUGUUGUCGUGUCGAAAGCAUGAAAAUCGUGAUAUUGACAAUCCAGACAGUACACCAUCAAGUCUUAUCCUCGAUGGCAUAAGGGAACGGGAGGCCACAGCCUUGCUUCAAAUUACGUUUCAGGCUGACGCCGAAAUGGCUUCCAAGACAGUCAGUGCGUGGCAAAGUCUACUUUGUGGUCCGAAGAAGGCUCCGCUUUGCCGAGGCCAUAUGGAACCUUGUCUACUCCGUACUGUGAAACAAUCUUCAACUGCAUCAGGCAGUCGACGUGGCAGACGAUUUUGGGUCUGUGCGCGGCCUCAAGGUGCCAAAAACAACCCAGCUGCUCGGUGCGAUACGUUCCUUUGGGAUGAUCAAUACAGGCCCUAAUUUUUGGUGAUAUUAUUGUUCAUCAUUGUAACUAGUCCAUGUUUCAGCAUUUGUUUCACUGGAAAAUGAAUGGGCACCUGAAGGCGUAUACUUGCGGUCCCGAGCGGCGCGAUUUCCUCCACAGUCUAGCACUAACUGCCAUCGGGAGUUCAAUGGUAGCUUAUUUGCUCGGGACAAUUAACGUAUCCGACUCAUCCAAUUACCUCGGAUCACUUAGUUUUCAAUUCAUCAUUCUAAAUCGCUGUCGCGCAUUACUUCGUCGCCGUAUUUGACUUGGUGUAAGCGAGAUCGAAUGUUCUUGGGGUCAUUAGAAACUGUCACGCUACAGUUCCGUAGUCGCACAACCGACAACUACGCGUAAUAGUGAAAUAUAGUGACCAACUCAGUCCCAAACUUCCAU
Messenger RNA from Dicrocoelium dendriticum, 1312 nucleotides. NCBI's taxonomy places the organism in Eukaryota, Metazoa, Platyhelminthes, Trematoda, Plagiorchiida, Dicrocoeliidae. The record is from the annotation of a GenBank genome assembly.